Telopea speciosissima is the source of this 701-nucleotide messenger RNA. RefSeq lists its product as uncharacterized. NCBI's taxonomy places the organism in Eukaryota, Viridiplantae, Streptophyta, Magnoliopsida, Proteales, Proteaceae. The record is from RefSeq and is a predicted model, not a curated record. Bases 28 to 597 code for a protein of 189 amino acids. The transcript has 2 exons.
GCGGGAGAGGAGCAAAAGAAGAAAGUAAUGUCGUCGUCGUCGGAAUCAGAAGAAAUGGAGGAGGAGUUGCAGAAACUAGAGCUUGUUGGGCCUAUGUGGAAGAACAAGAAGCGGCUUUCAAAACAGCUUUCGAUGUGCGAGACGCCACGCGACAUCGCCUGGGAGAAACGGCGCCGACAGAUCCUCCGACGGAGGAAUGGAUUCGAGGAAUCAGAUGCAGGGCUUAUUGGGUUGACUGAUGAGGAUCUUUGUGAGCUGAAGGGGUCUAUUGAACUGGGGUUUGGGUUCAAUGAGGAAGAUGGGCAGAGCCUCUGUAAUACACUGCCUGCUCUCGAUCUGUAUUUUGCGGUGAAUAGGCGUUUCUCUUCUGCUUCUUGCUCGUCUUUGGACACCGCUGGUCUUAAACAGAGGGGGUAUUCGUGUAGCCCAGUGUCUACUCCACUGGGUUCUGCCAAAAGCCCAACUUCGUCUUUAGGGAGCCCAAGGAGCGAGUCCGAUUGGAAGAUCUGCAACCCAGGGGAUAAACCACAACAAAUAAAGACAAAGUUGAGGCACUGGGCACAAGCCGUAGCUUGUUCUGUGAGGCAAUCUUAUUGAAGAGAAUGAGAAGUGGGAGUUGUACAGAGAAAGGGAGAGAGAUAGAGCGAGAGAAUAUGCACCCACCAGAGAGAUAGGCAAAAGGCAUGGGAUGGGCAUAAAGA